UCCACUAACCAUUUGAUGGCAUGACUUCGCGAAAACAAAACACUAGAUAAUAUACUGUCAUACAUCACAAGGCAGUAGCAAGGCAAGUUAAAUUUUGUGCGACUACUUUGGAUGGUGAUAUUAAACAUUUUGGACUGACAGCUUUAUAUUCCGAGAAUCAUGUUUGCGCUUCCGACGUUACACUUCACACCGCAGCAAGUGGCACAGGUCUGCGAGACGCUUGAAGAGAGCGGCGACAUUGAGCGGCUCGGUCGCUUCCUCUGGUCACUUCCGGUCAACCCGUCCGCCCUGGAAGCUCUCAACAAGCACGAGUCGAUCCUGCGGGCGCGAUGCCUUGUCUGCUUCCACACCGGCAACUUCCGGGAUAUGUAUCACAUUAUCGAGAGUCACAAGUUCGGAAAGGCGUCUCACGCUAAGCUGCAGGCCAUGUGGCUCGAGUCCCACUACCAGGAAGCGGAAAAGCUGCGCGGGCGGCCGCUUGGACCAGUGGAUAAGUACCGCGUCCGGAAGAAGUUUCCUCUGCCCCGCACAAUCUGGGACGGCGAGCAGAAGACGCAUUGCUUUAAGGAGCGGACCCGCAACCUCCUGCGCGAGUGGUACCUCCAGGAUCCCUACCCGAAUCCCACCAAGAAACGCGAGCUGGCCCAGGCCACCGGCCUCACCCCCACACAGGUCGGCAACUGGUUCAAGAACCGACGACAGCGGGACCGCGCCGCAGCCGCCAAAAAUAGGUUGGGUGGUCAGGGCGGUGACGGGUCGCGCUACCAGGGAUCCUCCCCUGACAGGGACUCCUCCACCGACUUCGAUGACAUUGACGUGGAUGAAAAGUCGUUCGAGGAGGAAGACGACGAGAAGAUCGACAUAGAGAACGAGGACGAUGCAUGCAGUCUCUCCAGCGUCUCGUCACCCGUCUCCAUGACGACCACUCACGUGAGCGCCCCUGCUCCGCAGAUAUCGCCCACCUGACUAUAUGGCCUGCAGAACCGGAAUACACAACCGCCUGCGUCCACCAGCCAGGCGGGCUUACUACCACAGCCCUGGGCUCUAAACCUUUCCGUACCCAAACUGUCACCGAACCCACUCGUACCCCAGCCGGUACGAUCGUUUGGUAUAGAUGACAUUCUACAUAAACCGUUAGACUUUUCUCAAUCAAGUUUACAACAGCUAGAGCAUAACCUUCGCCACAUGCACCAGAGCUUUCCCUACAAGUACAUGAACUCUUAUAUGGCCAAUUACCACCAGCACACGGUGGCGCGCACCGUUACCUCGCGUGAUGUCGAGGAGACGGAGAGAACUGAAGCUGCGUGUCAACAAAGUCCGGAAAACUCUGAAACCGCGCGAUCCGGAAGUGAAGAUUAGUGUCAGCUCGGAUUCGUUUGGUAGAUAGAUAAAGCCUGAAAGUAACACCAAACCUACAUGCGGAAAUAAGUCAGUCUGCAUACUGGGACUCUGUCGCUUAUUUGUUGUGUUUGUAAAUAAAUGAAUGGACGGCACAAGACUAUCUCAUAAGUGUCAGUGUUCGUAGCGUGUCCGCUCUAUGAAGGAUCCUGCAGAGCCACACCUGCAGGAAAAUAGUGCUAAUUUGCUAGAGCUAUAGCUUAUUUUGAUAAUUUAUCUUAUAAAUGGUAAUACGAGCUAAUAAUGUGGCUUUCAUGAAACAUUUUCAUGAAAUAGAGCAAACACCAUCGUAUAGAAAUAUCACGGUGAAAACAUUGGAACACCAUUGACAUAUGAUACUUAAGAAAGAAAAUAUGCUCAUGUUAUAAUGAAUUUCUAUUGCCAUCCGUUUGCCUGGGAUUGUAAUAUUAACGUUUCUGUAUACAUGUGCUUGCCAUUGUAUGAUUAUACAAAAUGUAAUUAAUUUAAACUGAAGAAGAUUUUUACAUUGUAUUAUUGUUGUUAAGUGUUGCCGUUAGAGUUGAUAUUUUAUUGUAAAUAGGAUUUUGUUCAGUUCAUAUUUUUAUGAGCUGCUAUAUUGUUUAUUAUUUAUUUUGAAUAAACAUUUGGUUCAAACAA
Mya arenaria is the source of this 2016-nucleotide messenger RNA. RefSeq names its product homeobox protein SIX6-like. Gene Ontology annotation, cellular component: nucleus; transcription regulator complex. Gene Ontology annotation, molecular function: RNA polymerase II cis-regulatory region sequence-specific DNA binding; DNA-binding transcription factor activity, RNA polymerase II-specific. Bases 160 to 966 code for a protein of 268 amino acids. The transcript has 2 exons. NCBI's taxonomy places the organism in Eukaryota, Metazoa, Mollusca, Bivalvia, Myida, Myidae. Gene Ontology annotation, biological process: regulation of transcription by RNA polymerase II. The record is from RefSeq and is a predicted model, not a curated record.